Molecule: messenger RNA, 168 nt
Organism: Linum tenue
Lineage: Eukaryota; Viridiplantae; Streptophyta; Magnoliopsida; Malpighiales; Linaceae
Source: the annotation of a GenBank genome assembly
AUGGUGAGAGCGUUCUCCGGUAACUUGGGGGAAGGGUCUAUUACUAGAGCAGAAUUGGCGGGCAUUGCUUUUGGGUUGAAAGCAGCGUGGGAGAUGGGACUACGACAGGUGCAGGUCCAUACCGAUUCUCAUGCAGCUAUACAACUCGUUGAAGGAGCAGGGGAAUGA